Dovyalis caffra is the source of this 636-nucleotide messenger RNA. The record is from the annotation of a GenBank genome assembly. Lineage: Eukaryota; Viridiplantae; Streptophyta; Magnoliopsida; Malpighiales; Salicaceae.
AUGGCUAGCCAUAUUUUGUUGGUCAUUGCAAGUUUCUUAGCCAUCAUUUCUGCCUUGGCCACUGCCUCUGAUCCUAGUCCAUUGCAAGAUUUCUGCGUUGCCGAUCCUUCUAGCUCAGUAAGGAUCAAUGGCCUACCUUGUAUGGAUCCCAAGCUGGUAAAUGCCAACCGUUUCUUAUUCAGGGGACUCCAUGUACCUACCAACACAUCAAAUCCCCUUGGAUUUGGUGCCAAUAGUGUCCGAAUACCUGGACUGAACACUCUUGGGAUCGCUUUGGCUCGUGGGGACUUUGCACCGAGAGGUGUAGCCCCUCUCCACACACACCCUCGGGCAACUGAAAUUGCUACCGUCUUAGAAGGCAGCUUGCUUGUUGGCUUUGUAACCUCAAACCCAGAAAACAGGUUCAUUUCGAAGGUAGUUCAAAAGGGUGAUGUGUUUGUUUUUCCCAAGGGACUUAUUCACUUCUUGUAUAAUGUAGGCGAUAGCCCAGCUUCUGUAAUUGUUUCUUUUAGCAGCCAGGACCCAGGUUUCAUUGUGGUUGCUGAUCUAUUUGGAACCAAUCCAUCCAUUCCUAAUGAUAUUCUGGCCAAGGCUUUCCAGGUGGAUGAAUCCAUAAUUCGCCAACUUCGACCAUAA